This is a messenger RNA of Rhincodon typus (whale shark), 1002 nucleotides long. RefSeq names its product probable G-protein coupled receptor 139. Bases 1 to 1002 code for a protein of 333 amino acids. Gene Ontology annotation, molecular function: G protein-coupled receptor activity. Gene Ontology annotation, biological process: G protein-coupled receptor signaling pathway. Gene Ontology annotation, cellular component: membrane. The transcript is spliced from 2 exons. NCBI's taxonomy places the organism in Eukaryota, Metazoa, Chordata, Chondrichthyes, Orectolobiformes, Rhincodontidae. The record is from RefSeq and is a predicted model, not a curated record.
AUGGCAUAUCCAAUUGUCUGGAAAAUAGAAGAUGUUUUCUAUCCUCUUAUUUCAGCCAUUGGUGUUCCUGUUAACUUGGUGGCAAUAAUAAUCCUGUCACGAGGAAAGUGUGGUCUCUCUACUUCCGUAACUCGUUACUUGAUUGGAAUGGCAGUUGCUGAUCUCCUUGUCGUCAUCUUUGAUGCCAUGUUGCGAUACACUUUUUCAAUUUAUUUACCAAAUUCAUUCCUGAAAAUUACUCCCGUGUGCAGUAUUGUUUCUGCCUUGGCGUUAGCAGCCACAGUGAUUUCUGUCUGGCUCACAGUCACAUUCACUUUUGACCGAUUUGUGGCCAUUUGCUGUGAGAGAUUGAAAACAAAAUUUGGCACUGAGAGAACUGCAGCGACAUUUCUAGCGACGGUGACCGUGCUGGGCUGCCUGGAAUCUCUACCCUGGUAUUUUGUAUAUCAACCAAAAUACUUCAUUGACAAUAUUCCAUGGGGUUGCAAGAGUGUAUCGAGUUAUUACACUUCCCCUGCAUGGGCUGCAUUUGAAAUCAUCAACUACAUUUUAACCCCUUGUGUGCCAUUCUUUCUGAUCUUGCUGUUCAAUGUGCUGACUGUCAGACGUAUUUUAGUGAGCAGUCAAAUCCGUAGGGGUCUCCGUGGCCAAAGAAGUGGAAAGAAGCAAAAAGAUGUGGAGUUACAAAACCGGCGGACGUCCAUCACUUUGCUGUUCAGUAUAUCGGGCAGUUUUGUGCUUUUGUGGGGGACCAAGCUUGUGUUCACUAUUUAUGGACGAAUUUCAGAUAUCCAACAUUAUGACUACUCCGAUACAGACCCUUACUUCAUCACAGAUCACACAGCGAAAAUGCUGCAAGUGCUCAGCUCCUGCACCAACACGUGUAUAUAUGCUGUGAGCCAGGCUAAAUUCAGGAAAGAGCUGAAGAAUGCAAUGACAUACCCCUUCAAGCAAAUUAUUAAAUCAUGGAACAUUUUGAAGAGUUUGAAACACGUGAAUUAA